This is a messenger RNA of Mustela erminea (ermine), 3713 nucleotides long. RefSeq names its product interleukin 31 receptor A (gene IL31RA). NCBI's taxonomy places the organism in Eukaryota, Metazoa, Chordata, Mammalia, Carnivora, Mustelidae. Gene Ontology annotation, biological process: cytokine-mediated signaling pathway. The record is from RefSeq and is a predicted model, not a curated record. The transcript is spliced from 16 exons. The coding region runs from base 129 to 2501 and encodes 790 amino acids. Gene Ontology annotation, cellular component: external side of plasma membrane; signaling receptor complex. Gene Ontology annotation, molecular function: cytokine binding; cytokine receptor activity.
UCACAUAAAUUACAAACCCCAUUUAUAUAUUAGAUCUCAGCGAUUUUACCAACCUCUCUCAAAUCCAUAACAGACCCAGGCAAAGGGUCCGGAACAGCAGAUUAACACUCCCACGAUAUGGUAGUGCCAUGAGGAUUUCAUGUCAGGAGAGGACGGGGACGACAGGGUGGUGUGCUAGGACACUACAGACGCUGGAAAUUGAAUUCUCUCCUCAGCCUGCCUGCAUUAACUUGGGGAUGAUGGGGGUGUGGGCACUGUGGCUGCUCCUUCUACUCUGCAAAUCCAGCCUGGCAGUUCUGCCUGCUAAGCCUGAAAACAUUUCGUGUGUCUUUUACUAUGAGGAAAAUUUUACUUGCACCUGGAGUCCAGAGAAAGAAGUCAGUUAUACAUGGUACAAAGUAAAGAGAACUUACUCUUAUGGAUACAAAAGUGAUAUUUGCCCAACUGAUAAUUCUACAAGGGGAAAUCAUGCUUCUUGCUCCUUUUUUCCUCCAACAAUAACAAACCCAGAUAAUUACACCAUUCAAGUGGAAGCUCAAAAUGCAGAUGGUAUAAUUAAUUCUGAUAUAACACAUUGGAACUUAGAUACCAUAAUGAAAAUUGAACCACCUGAGAUUUUCAGUGUGCAAUCAGUUUUCGGCAUCAAACGAAUGCUUCAAAUAAAAUGGAUAAGGCCUGUGUUGGCUCCUCUUUCAUCUACUUUAAAAUAUACUCUUCGAUUCAGAACAGUAAAUAGUGUCCGCUGGAUGGAAGUCAACUUCACCAAAGAAGAUAUCGAUAGAGAUGAGACCUACAACCUCACAGGGCUGCAGGCUUUUACGGAGUAUGUUGUAGCUCUGCGAUGUGCCCCAGCGGAGUCCAUGUUCUGGAGUGCUUGGAGCCAAGAGAAAGUGGGAACAACUGAGGAAGAAGCUCCCUAUGGCCUGGAUCUGUGGAGAGUCCUGAGACCAGCCAAGGUCAAUGGAAGAAGGCCAGUGCAGUUGAUGUGGAAGAAGGCAAGUGGAGCCCCGGUCCUGGAGAAGGCCCUUGGCUACAGGAUAUGGUACUUUCCAGAAAGCAACACUAAUCUCACAGAAACAGUGAACACCACUAACCAGACACAUGAACUGCAUCUGGGAGGCAAGACCCAUUGGGUGUAUGUGAUUUCUUAUAAUUCUCUUGGGGAAUCUCCGGUGGCCACGCUGAGGAUUCCGGCUGUUGAUGAAAAGUCAUUUCAGUGCAUUGAGGCCAUGCAGGCCUGCCUCACUCAGGACCAGCUGAUAGUGGAGUGGCAAAGCUCUGCUCCAGAUGUGGACACAUGGAUGGUUGAAUGGUUCCCAGAUUUGGACUCAGAGCCCUCCACUUUUUCCUGGGAAUCUGUGUCUCAGGCCAGGAACUGGACAAUCCAGAAAGAUGAAUUAAAACCCUUCCAGUGCUAUAACAUCUCUGUUUAUCCAGUGUUGGGAGACCGAGUGGGCCAGCCAUAUUCCAUUCAGGCUUAUGCUCAAGAAGGCAUUCCAUCAGUGGGUCCUGUGACUGAGGCAGACAACAUUGGUGUGAAGACAGUCACAAUCAUGUGGAAAGAGAUUCCCAAGAGUCAGAGAAAUGGCUUCAUCAGAAACUACACCAUAUAUUACCAAACUGAAGAUGGAAAGGAGUUCUCCAAGACAGUCAACCCCAAUAUCCUGCAGUAUGGCCUGGAGUCCCUGACACGAAAGACCUCUUAUACUCUUCAGGUCAUGGCCAGCACAAGUGCUGGGGGAACCAAUGGCACCAAGAUAAACUUCAAGACAUUAUCAAUUAGUGUCCUUGAGAUUUUCUUUAUAACUUCUUUGGUUGGAAGCGGCCUUCUCAUUCUCAUCAUGCUGACAGUGGCAUAUGGUCUCAAAAAACCCAACAAAUUGAAGCACUUAUGUUGGCCUGAUGUCCCCAACCCUGCUGAAAGCAGCAUAGCCACAUGGCAUGGAGAUGAUUUCAAGGAAAUGGGUCAGUCUUACCAGGCUUCUCUGGAAGGGCUUGUGGAAGAGAUUGGCCAUCACUUCUGGUCUCUGGAAGGAAUGUGGGGGGCUGGUCAAGAGGAUAAGCUAAACCUGAAGGAGUUUGAUGAUCCUGUGAACACGGAAGGAGACAGGGUUCUAAAAUCAUACUCCAGUGAUUUUAUUGACAAGUUGGUGGUGAACUUUGAGAAUUUUUUGGAAGAGGUUUCCACAGAGGAAAUUGGAAAGGAUCAGGAAAGCAUUUUGAGAGAGGAAAAAAAUAAGUAUGUGACUUUUCCAUAUUGGCCUUAUCGUCCUCCCACAUCAACUGAGAUUCCACAGAGAAAACCCCAACAGCUGCGUUCUAGAAUACCAGAGGAGACCAGCUUAGAAACCAAAGAACAACUUCUCUCUUCUGUUCAGAGUUUAGGGCCAGAGAAUCUCUGCGAGGAAGGAGAACCAAAUCCAUACUUGAAAAAUUCGGUGACAACCAGAGAAUUUGUCACAUGCGAAAAACCUCAAGAUGAAGCCAAAAGAGAAGUUUAAUUGUUGCUGUGGCUUGAAUCCCUCUGGGUCUCAGUGUGGGUGAAUCCUGCAGAGAGCAUAUAUCAUGACUUGGCCAGAAGAGCUUUCCUGGGUGUCUCCCCCAACUUGCUUGUGUUAGAGAAACUCUCACAUCCCCCUGAGGGGCCUGUUGACCUUCACUGACCCAGACGUGUAACUUGCCUGAGAAGGAGGGAUGGUCAUAUAUCUGCACCCUGCCUAGGAAAAGCAAUUUAUGGUUUGUUUUUUUUUUUUUUUUUUUUUCAGUUUCACACUGGGGUCUGUGACAUUACUUCAAGGGACAGCAGGGCCCCCAAGGUGGAUAUAAUUGGCCUUCUGUAGGAAUUAGAUCAUUGUCACAGCUGUUGCUGGAGUUACUUCCUCAGGGUUCCAGUAGACUCUCCCCACUGCCAGCAGACUGGGGUCUGGUAGGAGGUGAGAGUCUCUUCCUAUACCUCUAUACCUUGGGUUCUGGGCUCCACCUCCAAGGCAGCCCUGAAAUCUCACUUUCGAGAUUUUGUUUUUCCCUCUGUACAGAGGCAGGGGAGGUAGAGUGGCCUUCCUGAUGCUGUGCCUGCCCAAGACUCCUUCUUACCCUCAUAAAUCUCAGCAAGACCUCCACCCACAAUUCUUGCCCCUGGUUCACAGCACACUGGCUGCUGGGAAAUCAGGGAAUGUGUGUGGGGGGGUGUCUCAGCAGGGCACUGGUGAGCAGACUCUGGGCUGGGCCAGAAGGUCCACCCCAAUCUUCACAUUGCCCAGCCCUGGAAACAAUCCCAGAGGCCUCUGCUGCCAUUUUGUCUUGCCCCCAAGCCUGGGAGUAGGAAGGCACUGAACACUGCCCUGCUUUUAGGCAGAGACCCUGGCGCCUCACGUGGCCUCAGAGCCAGGGAAUGCUUCCUGAGCAUGACCUUCUAAGGCUUCUUCCCAGCACAACCUGAGUAGGCUGUAGAAACAUGCUGCUGUGAUUUUGCUGCUCUGACCCCAGGACUCCUCUUGCCUUUGCAUUGGCCACACACACAGCUUAUGGCAGUCAAGGGAGUCCUAUGGUCAGGAUUCAUUUGCGGAGACCCAGCAUCGUGACCACAUUGAUGGCAGACGACUUCCUAGUGUGUGGUUUUGACUCCUCUAGCUAUUGGGGGAGGUGGCUGAGAGCCCGGAAAGAUGGAGGAAGACCAGGCUGUGAGAUGGAGGAAGGCGGGGCUGUGAACCUGU